AUGGCGGCGGCCGAGGAGGGAGGGGCGGCGGCCGUGGUGGAAGCGGCGUCCUCCGACCGGUUCCGGCAACUGCUGCAGCAGCCGGGAAAGUCUCUUGUGGUGGUUCACUUUUGGGCCCCAUGGGCUCCUCAGUGUGUUCAAAUGAACAAUGUCAUGGCUGAAUUGUCAAAAGAACACCCACGGGUUACAUUCGUGAAACUGGAAGCUGAAGCCGUUCCUGAAGUAUCUGAGAAAUAUGAAAUUACUUCUGUUCCAACAUUCUUGUUUUUUAAGAAUUCCCAAAAGAUCGAUCGGUUAGAUGGCGCUCAUGCCCCUGAGCUGACCAAGAAAGUUCAGCGCCACGCCACCAGCUCAUCUACUCCACCUGGUUCUAACGACGGGGCUAAAGAGGACCUCAACACACGACUCAAGAAACUGAUCAGUGCUGCCCCUUGCAUGUUAUUUAUGAAGGGAACGCCUCAGGAGCCCCGUUGUGGUUUCAGCAGACAAAUAGUGGAGAUUCUUAACAAGAAUAACAUUGUGUUUAGCAGCUUCGAUAUCUUUUCUGAUGAAGAAGUACGUCAAGGACUGAAAAUCUAUUCCAGCUGGCCUACUUAUCCACAGUUAUAUGUGGCUGGAGAACUUAUAGGUGGGCUGGAUAUUGUCAAGGAACUGGAGGCUUCAGGAGAACUGGAUACCAUUUGUCCCAAGGCACACAAAUUGGAGGACAGACUCAAAGUGUUGAUAAAUAAAGCUUCAGUGAUGCUGUUUAUGAAAGGGAAUAAGCAGGCGGCGAAGUGUGGCUUCAGCAAGCAAAUAAUAGAAAUCCUAAACAAUACUGGUGCUGAUUAUGAGACGUUUGAUAUAUUGGAGGAUGAAGAGGUGCGGCAAGGUUUAAAAAAGUAUUCAAACUGGCCAACCUACCCGCAGUUGUACGUGAAAGGUGAACUUGUUGGAGGACUUGAUAUUGUAAAGGAACUGAAUGAAAAUGGAGAAUUGUCAUCUGUUUUGAAAGGAGAAAAUUAAUGCAAAUGGACACAUUAA
This is a messenger RNA of Euleptes europaea (tarantolino), 1023 nucleotides long. RefSeq names its product glutaredoxin 3 (gene GLRX3). Bases 1 to 1005 code for a protein of 334 amino acids. Lineage: Eukaryota; Metazoa; Chordata; Lepidosauria; Squamata; Sphaerodactylidae. The transcript is spliced from 11 exons. The record is from RefSeq and is a predicted model, not a curated record.